GCAACUUCCCUGAGCUAGGCUGUUCGUAAGCAAAUCACCUUUUGUUGAAGUGAUUUUGGAGAUCCACAUUGCAGGAAGCUCCUGGCAGCGGAAUCCAGAACUAGAACAAAAGCAGAGGCCAUUGUGAAGACAGAAGAUGCCUAGGUAAGAGCACAACUGCCUGCAUGCAGUGAAAUCCCAGUUAAUAAGCCUGGAGAUGGAAUAGCUCAGAUAGGAAAAACAACACACAGCUUUCCUCAGCACACGUUCACUCAGCGGACUUAGAGAUGGCUAGAGCCUGCUUACUGCUCCUGCUUCUGAAGAUGUGUGGAAUCAACACGGAGGAGGAAACAAAGAUCCCCUGGGGUUGGAAAGCCCCAUGGAAAAGAAACAACACUCAGGUCUCAAGUGAAGAUUGGAAGCAACGACUGCCCCAAAGCAUAAUUAUUGGAGUGCGGAAAGGAGGCACACGGGCCCUGCUGGAGAUGCUGAGUCUGCAUCCCCAGGUGGCAGCUGCCCAGUCCGAGGUGCAUUUCUUCAAUGUGGAGGAGAAUUACCGCAAAGGACUUGGUUGGUACAGUCAGCAGAUGCCUAUUUCACACCCCACUCAAAUCACCGUGGAAAAGACACCAGGCUAUUUUUCGUCUCUCAAAGCCCCGGAAAGGAUCCAUGCUAUGGACAACUCAAUGAAGCUCCUGCUGAUUGUACGGGACCCUGUGGAAAGGUUGGUGUCUGAUUACACACAAAUCCUUCACAACCGCAAGGCACGGCACAAGCCCUACCAAGCUCUAGAGCAGAUUCUCUUGAGGCAGGGCCAGGAACUUAACACCCGGUACAAAGCCAUGCAGCGCAGCCUGUAUGCCUUACACCUGGCUCGGUGGCUGGAGUUCUUUCCCCGGUCACAGAUUCACGUGGUGGAUGGAGGCACCCUGAUCCGGGAGCCUCUCUCAGAGAUGCGCCACGUAGAGCACUUCUUGGGACUGGAGCCUUACCUUGGCCCAGACAACUUUUACUUCAACCAGACCAAGGGCUUCUACUGCCUACAAGCAAAAGGGUAUCAGCACUGCCUAGACCAAUCCAAAGGACGACCUCAUCCCACCGUUGAUGAAGUACUGCUUGAGCAACUCUGCACCUACUUCAGUGAGCACAACGAGAACUUCUUUGCCAUGGUGGGUCGAACGUUCAACUGGUGCUAAGUUCUGCUCUGGGGCUUACAGGGCUGCUCUGUUGGGACAGAGAAAAAUCAGAGAAUGGCCUCCAGGUGUUUAGAAAAAGUUUUUUGUGGUAGGGGUCUGUACUCUCUUCUUUUGACUGGGCUGGGAAAAGAGCUCUAUCAAUAUGGGCUUUGCUCAGUGGUACACAUGUUUAGAGGAAAACAGCACAACAGAAGUAGCUUUCACACUGGAGACUGGAAAGAGAGCUUUGACAAAAAAAAAUCACAGCAAGUGGAGCUAUAUCCUCUGCAGCUGUGUGCCCAGGAAAUGCUAUAUUCUAGGCCAGCCUUCCCCAAGCUGGUGCCCUCCAGAUGCUUUGAACUACAACUCCUAUUAUCCCUCACCGCUAGCCCUGCUGGCUGAGGCUAGUGGGAAUUGCAGUCCAAAAUAUAAUCCACAUCUUGUUUGGCGUCUAUUCCCAGCAAUUGUGUGAAAAAAGGGUGAAAAGCCAUCUGUUCUCAGCGUUUACUGCCUCUCCAAUAUUCCCACACAACACAACCAGCUGCAGGAACCUUUGUUCCAUCCACUUAAUGCCCAACACCUGAAAGCCAAGUAAUUCCUUUUCUGUUCAACAUAGGGCAGCAGUUCCAAAGACAAGAGUUCCUGAAGUACAGUACAGUACUGUACUCCGUAAGUUCUGACUUGUGUAACUGAAUACAGGCCAGAUAAGUCUGAUAUACCCAUUUGGAUAUCUUGAAUCUAUUAUAAAUAUAUCAAGUCCUUAUAGUCAGCCCAUCAACUAGAAUAAAGGGCAAUUUUCAUUUCAAUCCACUCUCCUCUCAUUGAUUCACAUACAUAAGUCUUCCUUCCUCCUCUAUCUGCUUAGAAAAAGUCCUUUCUAAUAGAAAUGCAUUCACUGACAAGAUAUAAUCUGUCAAGAGAGAAUGAGCAUGCUCAAUGAGGGAAUAUAGAGAAGUGUCAAAUAUACAGUGAUGAUUAGGGUAGGCCAAGAGUACCAAGGAUGUCACUUGCAUGUAACUAACUGGCCCAGUUACAGCCUUCAGUACCAAGUGUGCUGCACCACUUUAUUUUCUUUCCUCUACCAUUGUGCUUACUCUAUUAUGGCACAGCUUCUAGCAAAGGGGCAACUGAAAUAAAACCAGGUCCAAUUCACUGGCUUCUUUUGUUGGCACAUGCAUGCUAAAAUAAACUAGGCUUUGUUUGUCCAACAUCCAUCCAUAUUACUAAUGACCAAAACUCCCAAUCUAAUAUUCAUAUGAACAACUGCAGAAGAAUGUAAGAACCUGCUACAUCAGGCCAAUAGCCCCUCUAGUCCAGCAUCCUGUUCUCAGUGGCCAACCAGACGUCUGUAGGGUAUCUUCAAGCAGGACACAAGCACAAGAACACUCCCCGCCUCCUGUAGUUUCCAGCAACCGGGAUUUAGAAGCUUUACUAUCUCUGGCUAUGGAGACAGAGCACAGCCAUGGUGCCUAGUAACCACUGAUAGCCUUGCCCUAUGUAUCACCCACCUAAACCAUUAUUUGCCUUAUCCAGCAAUUUGACAAUUGUUUAAAAAAAGAACAGGAUACAAUGGACAGAAAUUCAUGAAAGCCAUGCACAUCACUAACAGGAAUAGAUAAGUUACAGAUAGGUAGCCGUGUUGGUCUGCCAUAGUCAAAACAAAAAAAAUUCCU
Molecule: messenger RNA, 2827 nt
Organism: Podarcis muralis (Common wall lizard)
Lineage: Eukaryota; Metazoa; Chordata; Lepidosauria; Squamata; Lacertidae
Source: RefSeq, a predicted model, not a curated record